This is a messenger RNA of Aureobasidium subglaciale EXF-2481, 2687 nucleotides long. RefSeq lists its product as uncharacterized. The transcript has a single exon. Gene Ontology annotation, cellular component: catalytic step 2 spliceosome. The record is from RefSeq and is a predicted model, not a curated record. Lineage: Eukaryota; Fungi; Ascomycota; Dothideomycetes; Dothideales; Saccotheciaceae. Gene Ontology annotation, molecular function: RNA binding; ATP binding; RNA helicase activity. The coding region runs from base 156 to 2555 and encodes 799 amino acids. Gene Ontology annotation, biological process: mRNA splicing, via spliceosome.
GUUUGGUGUCGCGUGGAAAGAAGGAGCAUGUUUGAAAUGACGACGCCGCAUCGAAGCUUUUGCGGGCAGCUGCGAAUCACAUGCGAAUCAUCAAAGUAGUCUUGUUCGUUUCCUCCUCUUGGCCUUCUCGCCAUAACACACGCAUACAAGACAUUAUGGAUCCUCCACCAGCUCCUCCAUCAGAUCUACCGCCGCCUCCACCUGCUCCUCUAUCAGAUCUACCGCCGCCUCCACCUCCCUCAGAACAUGUCGCCAUGCCGCCGCCGCCUGUCGCCGAUGUGCCGCCUCCUCCACCAGCUGCACAUGCCAACGAUGAAGAACUCGGUCCCUCAAUGGUGCCCUCGAAGAAACUGAAAAAGGGAUGGGGCACUGCCAAACCGAAGAGCCAACCGCUGGACAUUGAGGAGAUUCUGGCAAGGAAGAAGGCCGCAGAUGCUGCUGCCAUGAAGCCAAAGUUCUUGUCGCGUGCCGAGCGAGAAAAGAUGGCUCUGGAGAAGAAGGACAAGGAAGCUGCAGAUGCAAAGAAAAAGUCAGACGUCGAACGCGACACUUUCUCCAAGCCUGAUGGAGUACAUGGCAUGGUCAACACGGGCUCACAUCGAUCCAUGGACGGCCGUCCAGCCAUUCCCACUGGUCCCAGAAGUCAACGAGGAGGUCAACCACCGUCCGGUCCGUCGGGUUGGAGGAACAAGGAUCAGCACAAUAGAGGCUACGACAUGGCCCCCCCACCUCCGCCGAAACAGACCGCCAUCAUCAGCGGCAACCAAACCGUCAAGAAACUCACCCCGGAAGAGACCGCCCAGGCCUCGAUUCGACAACGCUACAUGGGAGCCGAACAGAACCAAUCGAAUUUCUCCGCGAAGAAGAAGCGCAAGAGAACUACCGAGAAGAAGUUCAACUUUGACUGGAACGCCGAGGAAGACACGAGUGCAAACACUGAUCCGCUGUACAAGGACAGAGCUAGCACUGCCGCGAGAUUGGGUGGUUAUGCUGAUGGAGAUGAGACGGCUGCUGAAAAAUACGCCAAACUGCUACAGGAGCGUGACCCGGAAACUGGCAAGCAACGUGCACAGCAACUGCUGGAAAUGAAGGAACGUCAAAAACAAUACGAGAGUCGCAACGGUAUCGAGCAGCAUUGGAGCACAAAACAACUUACCCAAAUGCGCGAGAGAGAUUGGCGCAUUUUCAAGGAAGACUUCAACAUUGGCACAAAGGGUGGUGCCAUUCCGAAUCCUAUGCGUUACUGGCAAGAGUCUGGUCUACCCAACCGACUUUUGCAAGUCAUUGAUCAAGUCGGUUACACGGAUCCCUCGCCAAUUCAAAGAGCAGCCAUUCCUGUUGCUCUCCAAGCUCGUGAUCUGAUCGGUGUUGCCGUGACUGGUUCCGGUAAAACUGCCGCUUUCCUCCUGCCACUUCUGGUCUACAUUUCCGAACUGCCUGCUUUGAAUGAACUCACCAAGAACGAUGGUCCGUAUGCUAUCAUUCUUGCACCUACCCGUGAGCUGGCACAACAAAUCGAGAUUGAAGCAAAGAAGUUCGCAACUCCACUAGGCUUCACUUGUGUCUCGAUUGUUGGUGGUCACUCGAUCGAAGAACAAGCCUACAACCUGCGCAAUGGAGCUGAGAUCAUCAUCGCAACUCCCGGUCGUCUCGUCGACUGUAUCGAGCGCCGCGUCCUCGUCCUCUCACAGUGCUGCUACAUUAUCAUGGAUGAAGCCGAUCGAAUGAUUGAUCUCGGUUUCGAAGAAUCCGUCAACAAGAUCCUCGACGCCCUUCCGGUAGGCAACGAAAAGCCAGAUACCGAAGAAGCAGAAAACAGUCAGGCCAUGCAAAUGCAUGUUGGCGAACGAGGACGUUACAGACAGACUAUGAUGUACACGGCCACUAUGCCUGCAGCCAUUGAACGAAUCGCCAGAAAAUACCUCCGUCGUCCUGCCAUUGUGACAAUCGGAAACGUGGGUGAAGCAGUUGACACAGUCGAACAGCGCGUCGAAUUCGUCGCUGGAGAAGACAAGCGCAAGAACCGUCUCCGAGAAAUCCUCAGCAGCAGAGAAUUCGCACCUCCCAUCAUUGUAUUCGUCAACAUCAAGAGAAAUUGCGACGCUGUUGCAAAAGACAUUCAACGAAUGGGUUACUCGGCAGUCACUUUGCACGGUUCAAAAACACAAGAGCAAAGAGAAGCAGCCUUGCUAUCCGUCCGCGAAGGCAAAACAGAAGUCCUCGUCGCCACCGAUCUCGCGGGUCGUGGUAUCGAUGUCCCUGAUGUAUCUCUGGUUGUCAAUUUCAACAUGGCCAACAAUAUCGAAUCUUACACUCAUCGCGUUGGUCGUACCGGUCGUGCUGGAAAGUCUGGUGUGGCGAUCACUUUCCUGGGCAAUGAGGAUAACGAUGUGCUUUAUGAUCUUAAACAAAUGCUUAGUAAGAGUGCUAUCUCUAGGGUUCCAGAGGAGUUGAGGAAGCAUGAGGCGGCGCAACAGAAGAGUCAGAGGGGUGGUAAUAGGAAGCCUGUGGAGGAGAGUAGUGGUUUUGGCGGUAAAGGCGGUGGAUGGGCUUGAUAGUAGGAUAUCAAAACAUAUAAUUGUGACAAAGCUACCAAUGAUCAACUACUCAGCUUGGAAUAACUAUUACAGUAUAGCUUCUAUCUCUUCCAAUCACACCUCAAGCUAGAGCUCUAGCAUACAUCUCGC